This is a messenger RNA of Bradysia coprophila, 1084 nucleotides long. RefSeq lists its product as uncharacterized. Lineage: Eukaryota; Metazoa; Arthropoda; Insecta; Diptera; Sciaridae. The record is from RefSeq and is a predicted model, not a curated record.
GAAAAACUCUAUUUAUAUGGACAUGAAGAGACUAUUGGUUAUUUCCUCGUCAUAGUUAAGAAUAAGAACUAAAUUUGUUUAUGUGUUGCGCAUCAGAAAUAUUUUGACUUCAAGAUAAAUAACGACUCCGUAAUUGUAUUUGACUUUGGUAUUGCUGUUAUAAACGGAAGCAUUUCGACUAUGGCUCAGUCUGUUUGUAGAAACCCUACUUUCGUUUGCCAUUCUGGUAAAUUGCUCUGGGGACAAUUCCAUUGCAUCGUAGAAGGACAUUUAGGAAAUGCUUUAGAUGCUGAAUCUACGUUGGAAAAUCCUUCAAUCAGAGGAACGAUUAUUCAGCGAGACUUUAAUUAUAAAGUGAAUGCCGCGCUCGGUGAAUGGAGUGUUAAGGAUAUAUUGUUUCGAUAUCAGCCGGAACAAUCACCGUGUCUGGCUGGAUUCAUUAUUUAUAACAAAGAGAUGGCAAAUCCGGUCGACAUUUUAAAUGACUGCGCAAAGCUUGGACUGAGUAGCAGUCAAGAUAAACGAAUUAUUUAUGUGAAUCGCUACGAUUGGGGAUGGGCUCACGAAAUACCACUUGAGUCUCAAAAUUUACUGUAUGAUGGCGAAAUCAGUGAUGAAGUGGAGGAUAAGUUUAGGAAUUUGAUCGCAGGACGUAUUUUUCUUGCUGACGCUGAUAGUGGCUUAGCUGUGAUCAAUCAAUUGAAACAGAUUUCAUCUACAACACCAAAAAAUGUCACGAUCAAGGAUCCUUUAGUAGUAGGCAAUGAUGCAGUCGGCGUUCAUUUGGCUUGUCCACAUACAGAAUACGAACUAGGAUGGAUGGUGUUCAACGAGACCAACAAAAAAGAAUUAAUAGCUUUCGUUUACGACGGCGCUUACACUGGAUUAGAUGGAGACAUUUCGCUUGGAAAUUGAAAUUAUUUGUCGUUUAAUAGGCGAGAAUGUUUAUGUCGUCAGCGUGCUAAAUACUCGGAAUACUAGAAAAUCAUUAAAACAAUUUGGCAACAAAACUUGGUUUAAUUGUUAUGUGCAUUAUUGACUAGAGCCAACCGAUAACGGAAUUAAAAUAAGAUUUGAGAACAAA